Messenger RNA from Limulus polyphemus (Atlantic horseshoe crab), 1943 nucleotides. RefSeq names its product dual specificity mitogen-activated protein kinase kinase 4-like. Gene Ontology annotation, biological process: MAPK cascade; protein phosphorylation. NCBI's taxonomy places the organism in Eukaryota, Metazoa, Arthropoda, Merostomata, Xiphosura, Limulidae. Gene Ontology annotation, molecular function: JUN kinase kinase activity; ATP binding. The transcript is spliced from 12 exons. The record is from RefSeq and is a predicted model, not a curated record. Bases 127 to 1227 code for a protein of 366 amino acids.
AAAUAUCCAAAUCCAGAUGUAUUCAAGUCAAACUUGAACAAUCAACACUAUGCGUGAUACUAGGUGAAAGUGAUUGAAAACUACACCCCAUCUGUUUUUGUUAGAAACUGGACGUGUUUUGCAAAGAUGUGUGAUCAAAGAAGAAAUUUAAUAUUUUCACAAGAAAAGCGUGGACAGUUGAGGUUGAAUUUUACACCAGGAAGAAGCUCAAGAAGAGCUCAGAUACCAACUUCUGUCCCUGGAAUAAGCUAUCAAGUUCCUACCAGAGAAAAUUGGCUUACAAAAAGUAAGCAAACUUCUGGUAAAUUAAAGAUUUCUCCUAAAGAGACAUAUGAUUUUACUGCUGAUGACCUUGAAGAUCUUGGUGAGAUCGGUCGAGGGGCCUUUGGCACAGUGAAUAAAAUGACUCAUAAACGAAGUAAUAUUACUAUGGCAGUAAAGAGAAUCCGAUCAACUGUGGAUGAAAAGGAACAAAAACAGCUGCUCAUGGACUUAGAAGUGGUUAUGAGAAGCAGUGACUGUCGUUUCAUUGUUCAGUUCUUUGGAGCGAUAUUUAAAGAGGGGGACUGCUGGAUUUGUAUGGAGUUGAUGGACUCAUCAGUAGACAAGUUUUAUAAGUUUGUGUAUGAAAAAAUGAAUGAGACAAUCCCAGAGUGUAUUUUAGGAAAAAUUACUGUAGUGACUGUCAAGGCCCUCAAUUAUCUUAAGGACCAGCUUAACAUAAUUCACAGAGAUGUGAAGCCUAGCAACAUUCUUUUAGAUGAACGAGGGAAUAUUAAACUGUGUGACUUUGGCAUUAGUGGUCAGUUAGUGGACUCUAUAGCCAAAACCAGAGAUGCAGGCUGUAGACCAUACAUGGCACCAGAGAGAAUUGAUCCAAGCCGGGCCAGAGGGUACGAUGUCCGAUCUGACGUGUGGAGUUUAGGAAUAACUUUGAUUGAAGUUGCUACAGGGAAGUUCCCUUACCCUAAGUGGAACAGUGUUUUUGAACAGCUGACUCAAGUUGUGCAGGGAGAACCACCUCAGUUAAGUCUUUAUGAGAAUGGAAGGGCCUUUUCUAAAGAUUUUGUGGCCUUUGUCAAUACUUGCUUAAUAAAAGAGGAACAACAUCGACCCAAGUACAAGAAACUUCUGGAACACAGAUUCAUACAGCGAUCAGAAAUGGAAUUUGUUGAUGAGGCAAAAUAUUUUGCAACCAUCCUCAGCAAAAUGGGGUGCAGAACCUAAGACAGUGGUCCGAGUAUUUUGGAUAUGCAAAAAAAACUACAGAAGUCCCAGCCUUCAGAGAUGGCUAGCUAGAUUAGACUGUGCAUCGAAUUUAAAUGCCAUCUUAAGUACACUGAUGUCCAUCCUGUAGGAAUGUAGACUUCAUUAUAUAAAACCACAGCCGGAUAUUUUCUUACACAUCAUAAUUGAUUAUAUGGCCUAAUUUAUCAUCCUCAUACUUGCCUAUUUUCACUAAUUUGACAGUGAUUUAAAAAAGUGCAAGUUAGAUUAAUUUCAUAUUUUCCUGGAUAACAAGGCAAAGUUCAGUAUCAAAAGGGUUGUGGUUGAAAUGUGGCCAUAUUUGGUUAAGUAAUAAAUAUUAUGAUUCAGGCACACACACACACACACACAUACUCUUCAGACAGACUCUUGCACUCUGACCUCUGACAUUCUCCAGAAAAUAAAUUGGGACAUUUUCUCAGCCUGAUGUUAGAACUUACUGUUUUCGAGGAUUAACAAACAUUAAAAAAUAAAACUUAAAUCGUGAAAUGUUAAUACAGAAAUUUUAAAUUACAAUUCAACAAUUAACAGAUUUUUUCUUUUAUCCUUUUAAAGAUACUGUUGAAUAAAUGUUUUCAACAAAUUGGUUUACCUCCUUUGAAUUAGCCAUCUGUUUUCUGAGCAGUUGGCUGUUAUAUGUUACCAUGUCAUUAGAACCUGUACAUUGAAAAAAAAAA